Molecule: messenger RNA, 3220 nt
Organism: Balaenoptera acutorostrata (minke whale)
Lineage: Eukaryota; Metazoa; Chordata; Mammalia; Artiodactyla; Balaenopteridae
Gene: HNRNPA3
Product: heterogeneous nuclear ribonucleoprotein A3
Exons: 11
Coding region: 89-1225 (378 amino acids)
Molecular function (GO): RNA binding
Source: RefSeq, a predicted model, not a curated record
GAAAAGCGCGUCACGUGACGGCUGGCCCCGCCUCUUCCUCUCGGUCCCAUAUUGAACUCGAGUUGGAAGAGGCGAGUCCGGUCUCAAAAUGGAGGUAAAACCGCCGCCCGGUCGCCCCCAGCCCGACUCCGGCCGUCGCCGCCGCCGCCGGGGGGAGGAGGGCCAUGAUCCAAAGGAACCAGAACAGUUGAGAAAACUGUUUAUUGGUGGUCUGAGCUUUGAAACUACAGAUGAUAGCUUAAGAGAACAUUUUGAGAAAUGGGGCACACUUACAGAUUGUGUGGUGAUGAGAGACCCCCAAACAAAACGUUCCAGGGGCUUUGGUUUUGUGACUUACUCUUGUGUUGAAGAGGUGGAUGCAGCAAUGUGUGCUCGACCACACAAGGUUGAUGGGCGUGUAGUGGAACCAAAGAGAGCUGUUUCUAGAGAGGAUUCUGUAAAGCCUGGUGCCCAUCUAACAGUGAAGAAAAUUUUUGUUGGUGGUAUUAAAGAAGAUACAGAAGAAUAUAAUUUGAGAGACUACUUUGAAAAGUAUGGCAAGAUUGAAACCAUAGAAGUUAUGGAAGACAGGCAGAGUGGAAAAAAGAGAGGAUUUGCUUUUGUAACUUUUGAUGAUCAUGAUACAGUUGAUAAAAUUGUUGUUCAGAAAUACCACACUAUUAAUGGGCAUAAUUGUGAAGUGAAAAAGGCCCUUUCUAAACAAGAAAUGCAAUCUGCUGGAUCACAAAGAGGUCGUGGAGGUGGAUCUGGCAACUUUAUGGGUCGUGGAGGAAACUUUGGAGGUGGUGGAGGUAACUUUGGCCGUGGUGGAAACUUUGGUGGAAGAGGAGGCUAUGGUGGUGGAGGUGGUGGCAGCAGAGGUAGUUAUGGAGGAGGUGAUGGUGGAUAUAACGGAUUUGGAGGCGACGGUGGUAACUAUGGCGGUGGUCCUGGUUACAGUAGUAGAGGAGGCUAUGGUGGUGGUGGACCAGGAUAUGGAAACCAAGGUGGUGGAUAUGGUGGCGGUGGUGGAGGAUAUGAUGGUUACAAUGAAGGAGGAAAUUUUGGAGGUAACUAUGGUGGUGGUGGGAGCUAUAAUGAUUUUGGAAAUUAUAGUGGACAACAGCAAUCAAAUUAUGGACCCAUGAAGGGGGGCAGUUUUGGUGGAAGAAGCUCGGGAAGUCCCUAUGGUGGUGGUUAUGGAUCUGGUGGUGGAAGUGGUGGAUAUGGUAGCAGAAGGUUCUAAAAACUCAGAAGAAAAGGGCUACAGUUCUUAGCAGGAGAGAGAGCGAGGAGUUGUCAGGAAAGCUGCAGGUUACUUUGAGACAGUCGUCCCAAAUGCAUUAGAGGAACUGUAAAAAUCUGCCACAGAAGGAACGAUGAUCCAUAGUCAGAAAAGUUACUGCAGCUUAAACAGGAAACCCUUCUUGUUCAGGACUGUCAUAGCCACAGUUUGCAAAAAGUGCAGCUAUUGAUUAAUGCAAUGUAGUGUCAAUUAGAUGUACAUUCCUGAGGUCUUUUAUCUGUUGUAGCUUUGUCUUUUUCUUUUUCUUUUCAUUACAUCAGGUAUAUUGCCCUGUAAAUUGUGGUAGUGGUACCAGGAAUAAAAAAAUAAGGAAUUUUUAACUUUUCAAUAUUUGUGUAGUUCAGUUUUUCUACAUUUUAGUACAGAAACUUUAACAAAAUGCAGUUUUGAAGGUGUUUCCUUGUGAGUUAACAAGUAAAGAAGAUCAUUGUUAAUUAAUAUUUUGUAUGAAUUUUGCUAAAGUUAACUGUAAAGAAACACCUGCUGACUUGCAGUUUAAGGGGAUCUAUUCUCCCCAUUUCCAAACCAUGAAAUGAAUGGGCUCUGACAUGCGGAGAGAAUAGAUAUUUGUAUGUUUGCAAUGUGUGUUUUAGAUAAUAGAAUUGGGUAUUUAAAUUAGCAUAUUUGUGAAUUUAAUAGCAUUAAGAUUUACUUCAAAUGAAAAAUCUCAAAAUUCCUAUUUGGUUUUUGUGCAUUUUCUUUCAAAAUGUAAUCAUAUGAUUUUAGUGUAUUAGCUUUGCUGAGAGUCCUAGCUGUGUUUAGAACAUCUCCAUUCUACAUUCACCUUGGUCACAUGUGAACUGCUGCCAUAGUUUUAUUUGGGUGUAAAGAAUGUCUCCUGCCCUCUGUUUAAAUUCUGGAAAGGGAUAGUGAAUGUUUUCCGUUUCCUCCUACCUUAAGAAACAUUCUUAAAAUCUUCAAAAUACAGGACCACUAAGCCUGCUCUAUCUGAGCGAAUUAGUGGCUACCUUUUUUUUUUUUCUUUUCAAAGCACAAGAGGCCCAUAAAUCUUCAGUUAUUUUCCUUGGUUUAAUAUAUAUUUUUUUGAUACAAGCUCUCAGAGCAAGAGAAUAAAAAUCAUGCAUUGUUGAACCCUUAACUGGCUGGCAUGCUUUCCUGUUUGUACCCUCUGCAUUUUACUGGAUGAAACCAAGGAUAGUCUAGAUAUAAUCAUCCCAAGUGAUUACUGCAGUAGAAGUGUAGCACAGUUGCUUAGUACAAACAAGCUUUUCACUUCCUCAAGACCUGAAUUCAAAUUUGGAUAGUCAGAGUUUGUACUCACUAAAAAUCCCAAAGAACACACUGUUAUUUCCAUGUGUAUGCUUGAACCUAAAUCAUGUUGGUGUGAGUUUACAAUUUGGAAGACCCUGGUUGAGAAGAGUCUUAGAUAACAAGGUCAUAUAUAUAUAUAUACAUAUAUAUAUAAACCAAUGUCUACUGUUUCGCGCCAGCUAGUGCUUAAAAUUUCAUUCGAGCCCUAAGUAUGUGCCCUGCUGUUAUUAUUUCUUGGGUAGUUGAACGUUAAAUUUGAGAUUCUUAUUUUUGUUUUAAGAAGUACUAAGCAAAACAAGCAAUAAAAGGGGGGAUGGGGCGUGCUAGUGUUUGAAUAUGCUCUCGUUGCUCUAAUUCUGUGCCUCUGUGCAUUAGUAUUUGGAUGCAUGCAAUGCCAGCAUGGAAAUCGGUCUUCACAGACACUGCAGUUUUCCAGAAAACACUCACAAACCAAUAAAUGUAACAGACAACAUUCCAUUUGUUAAUGGACAUAUGUGAAUAAGCAGUGUAGAAAAUAGGCUAAUUAUUAGAAAAUGGUUAAGUCUUUAACAACUUCAAGUGUUGGUUAUAUAAAUGGACACUGUCAAUGUUCAUAACUUAAACCUGGGUACCUGGUCAAAAUAAUGCUUGGGAAACAUUUUAUUAAAAUUAAGCUAAAUUGUC